Molecule: messenger RNA, 1446 nt
Organism: Suillus subalutaceus
Lineage: Eukaryota; Fungi; Basidiomycota; Agaricomycetes; Boletales; Suillaceae
Product: MFS general substrate transporter
Exons: 10
Coding region: 1-1446 (481 amino acids)
Biological process (GO): transmembrane transport
Cellular component (GO): membrane
Molecular function (GO): transmembrane transporter activity
Source: RefSeq, a predicted model, not a curated record
AUGUCAGAUCGUCCACUGCUCGAUGUAGGCAACUACAGUCCACGCUACGGUGCCUCUGAGUCUGGCAACAACAAUGAUACUCCCAUACUCCCAUACAGUGAUGAGCAGAGCAGAGCUUUCACGGAGAAGAGGCUUCUCCGUAAGCUGGACCUUCGAGUAGCCUUCCUGGUUCUGAUUUACAUUAUGAAUUAUAUGGACCGUAGUAAUGCAGCUGCAGCGAGGUUGCGUGGUUUUGAGGAGGACCUCGACAUGAAGGGGAAUCAGUUCAAUACGCUCAUUAGUAUCCUCUAUGUGGGGUACGUGUUAAUGCAAGCUCCUUCAUCGCAUGAAAAGGCCAUCGCUGUACCUCUCAAGCUGCAUGGCAAUAUGGGGCGCUAUCACCUUGUUCACCAGUAUCGUGCAGCUCUGAUCUUGCGCUUCCUGCUUGGAUUUGUCGAGGCAGCGUUCUUUCCCGGGGCUGUAUUCCUUCUUUCGCAAUGGUACAAGCGCAACGAACUAGGAUUGCGCACAGCGCUUCUUACUUGCGGGAGCUCAGUCAGUAAUGCUUUUAGCGCCCUUAUCGCGUCAGGAAUUUUGGCAGGCCUAGACGGUAUACUGGGUUUCACGGCUUGGAGGUGGCUUUUCCUCGUGGAGGGCACUUUGACCAUCAUAGUUGCAGUGUGUGCAAUCUGGAUUUUACCAGACUUUCCUUCAACUCCGAGCGUCUGGUUGUUGCCUGAUGAGCAAAUACUGGCCAAACGACGGAUGGAGGAGGACGCUGCAGCCGGAAAUGAGGACCAAGGCAAGCCUGUAGAGGGCUUUUCUGGUCUUUCCGAGGCUGUCAUGGAUUGGAGAGUAUGGUGGCUUGGGGUUGCCCUUAGUUUCAUGACCGCUUCUUUAUCAUUCGGCAAUUUUUUUCCCGACACUAUCUGCUACAAUGGGUUACAACGCAACUAUCAGCCUCUUGCUCUGCGCACCUCCAUGGAUUUUAGGAACUGCGACCUCGUUUUUUGUGGCCAGAUAAGGCACUCCGAUGCAACUGGCGAUCGCUUCUGGCAUAUCACUGGUCCGCUACUUCUCGGCAUCGUCGGGUUUGUGAUUGCCAUGUCUACUAUGAAUACGGCCGUUCGUUAUCUGUCACUAUUCUUUAUGACUCAGUCCUCGGUCGCCUAUAUUAUCUUUUUGACUUGGGUAUUGAAUACCUUUUCCCAAUCGCGGUCGAAACGCGCUGCAGCCAUCGCACUGAUAAACUCGAUGGCAACAUUUGGCAACAUUGGUGCAUCGUACUUCUGGCCAUCCAGUUGGGGACCUUCAUACGUGAAUUCAUAUUUCAUUUGCAUCCUAACAGGUGCCAUGUCUAUUGCGAUGUGCUGGGCGUUUAGGAAGCAUCUUUCUCGGUGCAAUGGAGCUGCUGAAGCCGAAGAGCACGCUCUAGGGUUGCCCAAAGGGUUUAGAUAUCUCCUGUAG